Podospora bellae-mahoneyi is the source of this 909-nucleotide messenger RNA. RefSeq lists its product as uncharacterized. The transcript has a single exon. The record is from RefSeq and is a predicted model, not a curated record. Bases 1 to 909 code for a protein of 302 amino acids. NCBI's taxonomy places the organism in Eukaryota, Fungi, Ascomycota, Sordariomycetes, Sordariales, Podosporaceae.
AUGUGUACAUAUACGCCAUUAUCCGCAGUCAUGGCAAAGAACGUCUCACCCUCAUGCACCAUUACUAUUAGCAGCAGUCAGCCAUCAACCAGCCAAAUAGGCUUCUUCUUAUCUUACACACAUCUAAUCUCACCGAAACUCCAAAACAUCACAUUAACAUCCGCGACCAUGGGUCUCCUCCGUAAACUCCUCGGCCGCAAGCCCAAAACCCCCAGAGCUCAAACCACAACCUUCACAAGCCCGAAUCCGUUCCCAGACGAGGAAACCUUCGCGGCAGUCAAAGCCCACGUCAUGGCCCGCGCGCGCGCCAACGCCUCCAACCCAGAAUACAUCGCCAUGCAGCGCCACGUCGCCUUCUCGGCGCCCACGACCUUCUUAGAGGCGAAUUACCCACCCGAGAAAAACAACCUCAUCACUCCCAUGGGGCCGAUACCGACUGACACCGGGGAGGGGAUCAGGGUAGAUGAUGAGACUGUCAUUCCGUGUGAGGACACGAUGUUUUUUAUGGUUUUGAAGCAUGACCCAGAAGGGAAGAAGAUGCCAGAGAUGAAGAUGUUGUUUUUUGUGGCGAUUCCUCCAAAAGGUUGUGGGGGUGAGUUUGCUGGGACGCCGAUGGCAUAUGAGACGCUUGGGACGGAGGGUUGGAAGGCGGUGGAGAGGGAGGCGGAGGGGUUUGUGAGGAAGUGGAAUGGGGCUGGAGAGAUGGGGAGGAGGCCGGAGGAGGGGGUGAAGGUUGUUGUGCAGAUGGGGAUGGAUAUGGGGGUUUGGGAGUGGAGGAGGGAAGGGGGGUUGGUGGAGCCGGAGGGUGGGGUUGAGAUGAGGGAGGUGAGAGAUGAGGGAAGGUGGGAGAGGGACGGGAUGAGGUUGCCUCCGACGACGGGGGAGGUGGAGGAAGGGGUAGCAAGGUAG